AUGGACUGGCACGCGUGGCUGUCGGGGGCGCGGCUGGAGCCGGUGCUGGUGUACGAGUACGCGCUGGUGUUCGCGCGCAACGAGCUGGAGGCCGACGACGUGGCCUUCCUCGACCACGAGCUCCUCCACAGCAUGGGCAUCUCCGUCGCCAAGCACCGCCUCGAGAUCCUCAAGCUCGCCUGGCGCGACCGCCGGAGCCGCGCCCGCGCCCGCCCCGCGGCGCUGGCCCGCCUCCUCCUCGGCCGCGUCGCCAGGUACGUGCGCUCGCUCGUGCGCCGCGACGAGGACGGCUCCACGGCGCUCGUGCUGGUCCCGACCCAGCAGCUGCAGGCCGACGUGGUCGGCCGCAGCCCGUGCGGAGGCGGCGGUGUCUCCAAGCACAAGCAUCAGCGCCGUGGCGGCAAGGCGCUGCGGCGGGCCAAGUCGGAGCCCAAGGGGCCCGCGCCUAGGGCCUCCAUCGGCGGAAGGGCCGCCGCGGCCGUGCACGCGGUAGGCGACGUGGAGGGCGGCGACGGCGACGAGAUGGUCAGGUGGGACCGCCUGUUCCAGGACCUCAAGCCCAACUGA
This is a messenger RNA of Miscanthus lutarioriparius, 567 nucleotides long. The record is from the annotation of a GenBank genome assembly. Lineage: Eukaryota; Viridiplantae; Streptophyta; Magnoliopsida; Poales; Poaceae.